This is a messenger RNA of Polypterus senegalus (gray bichir), 700 nucleotides long. RefSeq lists its product as uncharacterized. The transcript is spliced from 5 exons. Bases 1 to 675 code for a protein of 224 amino acids. NCBI's taxonomy places the organism in Eukaryota, Metazoa, Chordata, Cladistia, Polypteriformes, Polypteridae. The record is from RefSeq and is a predicted model, not a curated record.
AUGGAGUGCGAGGACCUGGCGAUUAAAUGGGCGAUCGCUCAGCUGAGGUACUACAUCUUAGGCCACAAGUUCACCCUGGUGACAUACCAUGCACCUUUACAAUGGAUGGCCUUGCACAAGAGUCGAACCCACGAGGUGCUUCUUGAACCUAAGUUUUUGGACAUUUACUGCCGGGGUGUCCUGCAAGCCAAUGUCGAUGCCCUUUCUUGGGGGUUACAACCUCUCGGCCAGCUGGACAUCUUUAAAAACCCAAAGCUGUCCAUCCAGAAGUGGUCUGACGCAUCGAGGUCAGUCAGCUUCAUCCUACCCCGUAAGAUGAGAAGAAAUGAGCGACGCAGCACCAAAAGAACGGUUAACGUGAGAGCGAGCAGUGAAGACGAGAUACGGCGCCCUUUUAUACUCGGCCUCCUGAUCCUGAACCUUCAUGUCUGGAGCAUCACAGUGUCAUCUCACCCUGGGGGCCGUGUGUCACUCACCUGCCCACUCACUUGUCUAACUGUCUAUAAUGACGUGAGGAUGUGGUACAGGCAGAGGGCAUGGCCAGCCUCCAGAGCCCAUGCUGAAGAAAUACAUGGGCUCUCCCAUGUAGACUGUGUGUGCUAUGACACCCUCCUGGACCGCAGAAGAAGAUCCAAAUUAAAACAAAUAUUGAGUAAAAUAUCCAAUGGACGGUGAACUAACAAAAUCAGAUGGGGCCUGG